AUGUCCGCCCCCAACCCCAAGGCUUUCCCUCUGGCCGACGCCGCCCUCACCAACCAGAUCCUCGAUCUGAUCCAGCAGGCUUCCCACUACAAGCAGCUCAAGAAGGGUGCAAACGAGGCCACAAAGACCCUCAACCGCGGCAUCUGCGAGUUCAUCGUCAUGGCCGCCGACGUCGAGCCCAUCGAGAUUGUCCUCCACCUGCCCCUCCUCUGCGAGGACAAGAACGUCCCCUACGUCUUUGUCCCCAGCAAGACGGCCCUCGGUCGUGCCUGCGGCGUCAGCCGCCCCGUUGUCAGCGCCAGCGUCACCACCAACGAGGCUCGUGAGCUUCAGAGCCAGAUUCAGACGGUCAAGCUCGCUAUCGAGCGUCUUCUGAUUUAG
This is a messenger RNA of Pseudozyma flocculosa PF-1, 381 nucleotides long. RefSeq lists its product as uncharacterized. The record is from RefSeq and is a predicted model, not a curated record. The transcript has 2 exons. Gene Ontology annotation, molecular function: RNA binding. Gene Ontology annotation, cellular component: small-subunit processome; nucleolus; precatalytic spliceosome. Gene Ontology annotation, biological process: maturation of SSU-rRNA; ribosome biogenesis; mRNA splicing, via spliceosome. NCBI's taxonomy places the organism in Eukaryota, Fungi, Basidiomycota, Ustilaginomycetes, Ustilaginales, Ustilaginaceae. Bases 1 to 381 code for a protein of 126 amino acids.